CUCUGGAACGCGCAGCUCCCUCACUAUGUGCGGGUUCACGGAACAGCUGGAGUCACGCGCGCGUUCACCGUUCACGGCACUGAUCUCCGGCACCUAGCGUAGGUUUCCACCUCUCCAAUUUUUAUUUUCUUGCUGUUCUUUUACAUAUUUUUUUGUUUGUUUCUGGCCUUUAAAAGGUGAAUUGUAAAGGAAUACCAUUUUCACGCCUGGUUUAUGGGUGAAAAAAUCCAGACAGAAUGGAAAAGCGAGGAAUUCCAAAAGUCGAAGGAGAAGGAGAUUUAAAGGACAUAACAUUGACUGAGAUAAGAUUUUAACAGAUUUUCUGGGCGUUUGAAGAUAGGCAUAUAGGGAAAUAAAAGACCGUUUUUAUUUGGUCAAAGAAAGACUGGUCUCAAUACUCAAGGAAUAUGCUUAAACACUUAACAGCCAAUACAAAAUAAAAUAAGUCUUAUUAAUAUCAAGUGGAAUAUCGUCUUUGGAGAUGGAUUCGAUGAAGGAACGAGUUUUGGCCCCUGGUAAGGAGAGAUUGAGGAAUCUGGCGGGGAAAACCCUCGGACACAUGCACAGGGUGAUGGAAAAGAAGCAGAAAACCGGUGAAGUUAUUGAGCUGACCGAAGACGGGCGGCCCGCGCAGGUAAAGGAAAAGAAAGCGCCGCUGUGCGACUGCACGUGCUUCGGGCUUCCGCGGCGGUAUAUCAUCGCCAUCAUGAGCGGCCUCGGCUUCUGCAUCUCAUUCGGGAUCCGCUGUAACCUGGGAGUCGCUAUCGUAGAUAUGGUCAACAACAGCACUAUUCACAAGGGUGGCAAGAUAAUCAUCAAAGAGAAAGCCAAAUUUAACUGGGACCCUGAGACUGUGGGAAUGAUCCACGGCUCGUUUUUCUGGGGUUAUAUAGUGACACAGAUUCCAGGAGGAUAUAUAUCCUCACGACUGGCGGCCAACAGGGUGUUUGGUGCUGCUAUCCUGCUCACAUCAGUACUCAACAUGUUCAUCCCAUCUGCUGCACGUGUGCACUACGGCUGUGUCAUCUUUGUGAGGAUACUGCAGGGACUUGUCGAGGGUGUGACCUACCCAGCAUGCCAUGGGAUUUGGAGCAAGUGGGCUCCACCCCUGGAGAGAAGUCGAUUAGCAACCACCUCUUUUUGUGGUUCAUAUGCUGGUGCUGUGAUCGCUAUGCCAUUGGCUGGAAUAUUAGUGCAGUACUCAGGCUGGUCGUCUGUCUUCUAUUUAUAUGGGAGUUUUGGGAUCUGCUGGUACAUGUUUUGGAUUCUAGUAUCAUAUGAGAGUCCAGCUGAUCACCCUACCAUUUCAGAUGAAGAAAGGACUUACAUAGAGGAGAGUAUUGGAGAAAGUGCCAACCUGCUUGGGGCAAAUGAGAAAUUCAAGACACCUUGGAAGAAGUUCUUUACCUCAAUGCCGGUCUAUGCAAUCAUUGUGGCCAACUUCUGCAGGAGCUGGACCUUCUACCUGCUCCUCAUCAGUCAGCCGGCAUACUUUGAGGAAGUAUUCGGCUUUGAAAUCAGUAAGGUCGGUAUGGUCUCUGCUCUGCCCCACCUUGUCAUGACCAUCAUAGUGCCAAUCGGCGGCCAGCUAGCUGACUACCUUCGCAGAAAAAACAUCUUGUCCACCACCACCGUCAGAAAAAUCAUGAAUUGUGGAGGGUUUGGAAUGGAGGCUACUCUUCUGUUAGUGGUGGGUUUCUCUCAUAGUAAAGGUAUGGCCAUCUCGUUUCUGGUGCUAGCAGUUGGAUUUAGCGGCUUUGCUAUUUCAGGAUUUAAUGUCAACCACUUAGACAUUGCGCCAAGGUAUGCCAGCAUAUUAAUGGGCAUUUCUAAUGGGGUGGGCACACUCUCUGGUAUGGUCUGCCCUCUCAUUGUAGGUGCAAUGACAAAAAACAAGACACGUGAAGAGUGGCAAAAUGUGUUUCUGAUUGCCGCGCUGGUGCAUUAUGGGGGAGUCAUCUUCUACGGGAUAUUCGCGUCAGGCGAGAAGCAGCCGUGGGCAGAUCCGGAAGAGACCAGCGAGGAGAAGUGUGGCUUCAUCGACGAGGACGAGUUAGCGGAGGAGACUGGUGACAUCACACUGAGCCAUGCUCCUUUCGGGGGCCAGGGCACUCUUGGGGGCCCCGCCAAAACAUAUGGGGCUACAACGCAGCUGAAUGGGGGAUGGGCUAAAAGCUGGGAGAAAACCGAGGAAUACGUCCAGGAGGAAGCUGGACAGACGUAUAGAGGAGAACGGUACUCGUAGAUAAUUCAGUCAGAGAGUCUUUAUUCAAAAAGCUGCUAGGGGAGACAUAGAGUAAGAUGUUAGCAUACAUAAUGUAUUCAGAGAGCAAAUGUAUAAUUAGAAAAUACUGUUUAUAAAGUCGUAUUAUAGGAAUAAAGAAAGAAUAUAAAUGGUUAAAUCAAUCUACAGACGGACUAUGGAAAUGUGUAUUUAAAAAGCAAAAAUAUUUAUGUUAGAUUAUUACUGUAUUUAAUCAACUGAUAAAUAAUAUUUAACAGCACACAUGUACAAUAUCUUUAAUCAAAGCACAGGUCCUAAACUAAUUUUGUUUUAGUUUAGUGUUGUCUACUGUGUACUCGCAUAGGAUAAGCAGUUGUUGUAUUUAAUAGAAACAAAUACAGUAUAGUCGGAUGUAGUCAUCAAUAGGAGAUUAGUUUCACGUGGAUGUUUUCUCGGGUUUACAGAGCCCUUGCAACCAAAAUAUGCAAAAUUUGGGUUUUUGUAAGUAUAUUAUAUAUAAACUUGAAACUACAAAGAGUGCUGUUUAUCAUUAUGUGCGUGUACUGUAUUACACAUUAUAAACUCGUCCCUUUAUUUGGGAUUUAAUUCUAGGAAAUAGAGCUAAAUAGAUAUUAAACAAAUGUGUGAUGCAGCGAGAAUCUAAACUAGCACAAUUUUGCAAAACAUAAUAAAUGUAUAUGAAUAUUGAUGUGUAUUAAAAGUGAAAUAUAUUGAUAAACCUUUAAGGGGCAGUCUCCUGGUCAGAGUUUAGAUUAAGCCAGGACUAGGCCUUAGUUAUAUUAGGACAAACAUACUGUAUCUUACAAAAAACAUACUGAGACAAAACAAUGACACUGUUAUUUUUAAAAUUUCAAACAUGAAUUUUAGGCUUGAGCCCUGUUCGGGAAACCGCCCCUAAAAUUACACUUUUAAAGUGCAAUCUUGUAUAAAUUGUGGCACAAAAGCAAUUUUGUUCAUCAACAAUCCAUUUAAAUGUGUGAUACUUUAUUGCUUGGCAAUACAGUCUUGUAUUUUUCAGUGGUAUUAAGCUGGUCUUUAUUAAAAGAUGUUCAAUUCUAGGCAAUGUAUAAUGACAAACCUGCCGUUUUCUGAUAUACUUUGAAUGCACUGAUAUGUUAUUGGGGAAAUGUAAUUUUUAAGUAUGUGUUUUACAAAGAUUUACUGUUUCUGUGAGACUGUGCUGCUGGGUCAGUGAUAUCUGUGCUUUCUGUUCUUAUUGAGCUGUAUUUAUCAUAAAAGUGAGAUUGAUAUAUAUUGUGAUGUCAAAGGGAUCAUUUUAAUAUGUAUGGAAGGGUGGGGGCACAACCUAACGCACAAAUCUCUGCUACGAUUGAACACUUAAAGUUUGUUUACCAUUCUCUCACAAUUGCACUGAAAGCGACAGAAAAGAAAUGCAAAUGUUAAAACUGAUACCCCAUUCGUAAUGUUAGGGCUGUCACAAUGAUUAAAUAAUCGUCUCAUCGUGAUUAUUUGACUUCAUCACGAUGAUUUCAGAUUACCGCAAUGAUUGCACAUCUCUUUAAAAACACAAGGGGGAGCUGCACCGCCUAUAUAAAUGAGACCGUAUUAGAUGGCGCUCCUUAACUGACAGUGUAACGCGAUACAUUGCAAAGCCAUUCAGUACAGUGGAAAAACAGCAGUUAAAGCAACACUAAAGAGUUUUUUUACCUUAAAAUAACGUUUUCAAAAAAAGUUUCAGUCGUUCAUCCACCCGAAACAGGGUGAACGGCCCUUUCACAUUCACUUUGCAGCCCUCUAUUGGCCAAAACCGCACUAAAGAAGUUUCCAACCGUCGGGUCGCGGUCC
This is a messenger RNA of Misgurnus anguillicaudatus (oriental weatherfish), 4051 nucleotides long. RefSeq names its product solute carrier family 17 member 6a (gene slc17a6a). Gene Ontology annotation, cellular component: excitatory synapse; synaptic vesicle membrane. The record is from RefSeq and is a predicted model, not a curated record. Gene Ontology annotation, molecular function: neurotransmitter transmembrane transporter activity; L-glutamate transmembrane transporter activity. Lineage: Eukaryota; Metazoa; Chordata; Actinopteri; Cypriniformes; Cobitidae. Gene Ontology annotation, biological process: synaptic transmission, glutamatergic; regulation of synapse structure or activity; neurotransmitter loading into synaptic vesicle.